AUGUCACCGCCAAAAAAUAACAGUAGGAAAUUUAAUAAACCAAGUCGUGGUACUGGCCAUAGAUUUACUAAUGCACGAAUUCUUGCUGAAGAUGAAAGAAGGUUGAAUUACAAUAUUGAAGGUUUACAAACAUGUAUGAAAUUAGCAACAAAUACCAAAAAGACGAAUGCGGAAAGGAAAGAAUCUAGAAGUGAAGAUGAGGAUGAAACAUUAAAUAAAUCGGCAACAAAUCUUAUAGAGAUAGAUAAUCCAAAUAGAACAUUGAGGAAAGAUAAUUUAAAAGCAUCAGAUAUGUCAAAUAUAACACCUGAGAUGUCUCGUAGAGAAAGAGAGGCAGCAGAAAAAGAAGCAGCGAGGCAAAGAUAUUGGAAGUUGCAUAAAGAAGGUAAAACAGAACAGGCCAAAACUGAUUUAGCACGGUUAGCAAUAAUUAAAAAAGAGAGAGAAGAAGCAGCAAUGAAAAGAAAAGCCGAGGCUGAUGAUCGCGCGGUUGUCAACGAAUUGGAAGGAGUGCUUACGAUGCAACCGAGAGGAACUAUUGGUGUUGUGGCGGGCCCUUAUAUGGAUCGAUUUGCGCCUAGUGCGUUAGAGGCAGCCAGAACAUCGAUAUAUGAUGUUAUUCUCACAGAUAAGGAGAAUUUGUCUAAGAUUUAA
Messenger RNA from Entrophospora sp. SA101, 654 nucleotides. The record is from the annotation of a GenBank genome assembly. Lineage: Eukaryota; Fungi; Glomeromycota; Glomeromycetes; Entrophosporales; Entrophosporaceae.